GAAACAUUUUAUAUUGAUCUCUUUUCUAAAUUGCUUAGUAGUCAAUUUCAUAAAAUAUGCCAGGUUACUAUAAAAAUCUUUUAGCUUAUCUAAGCAACAAUUCAAUAGCAAUAACAAACAUUCCUGGUGACAACUGGCGAAGAGAACUCCCACGUUCAGAGUGGCUACAAAUAUCACCAUCAGUAAAUGUCGUUCAUUUCACGAGAUCGACAGAAGAAGAAAGAAGAAUCAUAAGACAAGCCAUUUCAAAAAAAUAAAUAUUGUGAUUUAAAUUCAUGAAUGAAACUUUUUUUAAGAAUUGUAUGACUAUCUACAAAGAUUUGUCUUUAAAAACGAAUAAACUUAUAAAACUAUUUUUAGAAUAAGAAAAAUGUUUGAGUGUUUGACACAAAAUUUAUAGC
Clunio marinus is the source of this 401-nucleotide messenger RNA. The record is from the annotation of a GenBank genome assembly. Lineage: Eukaryota; Metazoa; Arthropoda; Insecta; Diptera; Chironomidae.